UGUCGUUUUGCGCCCCGGAAGUUCAGAGAGGACGAUCUCCCUCCUGGGUAGAAUGACGAUCUCCCUCCAGGGUAGAAUGAUUGCUCGCACCGACGUUGGGUGGGGAAGCACCAUCUGUGCCGUUGCCGUCGCCGUGCAGUCAGACAGGCCCUCGCCUCCGUGGACGCGGAAGGGGCGGAGACGACUACAGGAGGGCAAGGGCAAGGGACACGUGGCUUCGGUAGGAGAAGGGAAGCUGGCAGCGGUAGUACUUGACGGCGAUGGCUUCGCAUAUCGCAAAGCGACAUCGGGCUCGGUGGAUGUGUGUCUCUUCCACCACGCCACGAGGAGGCGGCGGCUUCACCGGACAAAUGAGCGCGAAGCUCUCGUGUGUACACGUGGCAGGAGUCUAUCUGAAGCGAAAGCCUGGGAGUUGCCGACAGAUGAGAAACUGCGGCGCACCUCCGCUUUCGAUUUGCGCGGCCACGUCCUCCUGAAAGGUCCUCCUGUCAAGCCAUGCAGGGUUAGUGUUGCUCGGCGGCUCUGUCCGUCCGUAAGGCGGCGCGGAGAUGCCGGCGACGAGAACGGUAUAAUACGUGUUCGGUGCAGGACAUCCCAGCGGAGCCGAUGGUGUGAUGGAGAUUACGUGGCGUCGCGUCGACGGUCGCCCAUCCGCUCCCCGCUUGUCGUGGCCUAUCAGGGAUCGCCUUGGGUCGCCCCGUCUUUGUCUGCGUAUGGAGGGUGGUCGGCGAUCCCCUGGCCAAGGGAGGAGGAGGAAGAGGAGGAGGAGGAGGUGAAGACGAAGACGAAGAAGAAGAGAAGGAGAGAUAUGUUGGUGCUUUCGGGAUUGACACGGGGGGAAGGGACUGCGAAGUUGUGCGGCACUGGGCACGGCGAUGGCGACAUCGACGACGACGACAAGCAGGAAGAAGAAGUUGAGAUCGAGCGAGGCAGUACGAUUAGAUAUAAUGGUGAAUUCCAGAGAUCAGCGAGAGGUAUUCUGGAAGAAUGCACGCGCGGCCAUGGGUGGGUGCAAUCGCAUCUUGAGCUAAACAGAUUGUCCAAGGCGGAUAAUUCCCAUUCGCACUUGUGCGCCUUUCCUGUGCCGCAGGCGGAAGAGAGUGCGAGAUCCAGAUCCCCCGUCGGAAGUCGGUCGUUGCGAUCCCGUGCUGCAGGCAAGGGAACAAAUCAAAAUCAAAUGCUCGUGUGGAGGCGGACGUCAAAGCGCGCCGUCGUCAGUGCGACACCUGCUGUCGAUGAGCUUCGGAGAAGUAGCUGCGCGGGAAUAAGGAGAAUUGGAGGCGGAGGUGGAGGGGAAAGCGUCGCCGCCGUCGUCAGCGAACAAAGGCCGAGGCUCGGCGGCCAAGGAUACGGAAAGCUUAACGGCGAUCACGACUGUAUGAAGCUCCGGCAUGGGCACGACGGGAAGUGGGCUCAGGCUGGUGUGGAUACGGUGCAACAGGCCGUGUGCUGUAUCAUUGCAGCCGCAUCAGUCACAUUGUGUGCUGGUAGUAUGCCACUGCCAGCUCUCGCGGAGGUCCCCAUCGCGUCGCCCGUCGCAGUAUGUGGCGCCGCGUCGACGUUCGACCCUGAUGAGGCCAGUGCAGACGGGACACAGACCACGUGUCUCGAUAUGCACGCUGCAGAAUUAGCGCCCGCUCAGACCGUCGCGUUGGGAUCCGUCGUUGACGGGGGGGAGGGGGGGAGGUCUUUCAUGGACCCCGCUCUUUCAUCACCCUCAAGCCCUGCUUCCGAUUUCGCGUCCGAGGUUGUCAGCCACGGUGACCCCCGACUAUCCUCGUCGCCUUCAUCUCCUCCCCCUCCUCCUCCUCCUCCUCCUCCUCCUCCUUCCGCUGCUUCUGCCUCUGGCGUUUUGUCGGCUACCAGUCCGCAAUCCAUGCCAUUGGUUGAGAACCUAACCGCGCAGCAGCAACAGCCGUACGUGCGGCUCGCGCCGGUGGGCAGCGUGCACGUGGCAUUGGUUUCUGACACGUGGGUGCCUCGCGUUGCAGCUGAUAACCUGUCUGUCGGGAUCCCGCCUGAGCGAAGUACUUAUAUUUCUCUUUUGCCUCCUUCUCCUUCUCCCCCUGCUCCUCCUCUGCCUGCAGAAACGAUGCGGGGGGCAGCACCCGCGGAGCGUCUUUCAGUUGUCGCCCAACAGCAGCGAUCACUGCAAUUGGCAUCUGGCUCAGGCAUGACACGCAGGUCGGCGACUUCCUUGGAGCGCAUUUUGGCGGAACAGCUGGCCCGGCGAUUUCGGGAGAUGUCAGAUGAGGAAUUGGUUGACGUGUUCGAAGAGCUGAUUAUGAGAUCACAGGAGAUGGCCCCUGCACCGGAAUCCAAAGAGAUGAUUACAAUGCCGCCUCGUGACUCGAUUGGUGGAGCAGCUGAAGGCAGAACAGUCAACGGCCGUAGAGAAGACGUGGGCAAGAUGGGAAAAUAUGGGGUGGCGGGGAUGGGAAAGUAUGGGGUGGCAGGGAGUGUGGACGGCUUGGGCGAAGAAACCCGCGCGAGUGGCCAAGUGGAUGAUGCCAUGGAUGCGCAGAGGAACGAGACACGUGGCGGUGAUGAUGUCAGACGACAAGGCAAUGGGAGUGAUGAGAUGAGCAAAGAAGCAACUUCCCAGCAGACGCCGAAGGCGUCAGGUGAAGUUGGUGGCUUGGAAGAGCCACGUCAGUCUUCUGACAUGGCUGUCCGUGAUGGAGACACCAGGGAGAGACCCUCUGUGGGUUUGCAAGCGUCGUCGAAAGAUGGGCAAGAGGAUGAUGAUCCAAUCAAGACUCCUGAUCCUGUAGUGGGGGAAGCCGUCAAGGGUCGGCCCAAGGAGCCUCAGAAGCAGCAGGUCAACGGAUCGAGUCCUCAGAAGGACGAGGUAGCCCGUAGCACAGCCACAGCCGCCGUAGCAAAGCCGGGCGGCGCAGCAGCAGAACAGUUAACUGAUCCUCAGAAUGAGCAGGAAGCUAAGGGGCAGCCACAGAGGCAGACAUGGAGUCAGGCACGACAAUCACAAGAGAAGGACAGUCGUUCUGCUGCUAAAGCUGCCACUGCAGCUGCGGCGAGGGAGGAGGUUGUCGAGCAAAGUGGGGCGGAGCUUCGCAGAAACGUUCCCGGUCCGCAGACGUCCGGACAGCUCAGAGGGAUGGGGAAUGAAUCAGGUGGUGAUGAGAACGUGGUCUUAGAUAGAGUCAUGUCCAGCUUUGGCUUGGUACAAGGAAACUGGACAGCAGGGUUUGAAGAAGGAGAAUCUCCAAGCGGUGAGGACAUCACCUCCAGGGUGCUGAUUGCUCUCCUUGGGGCUGCAUUUGUCGGGUUAUGCUUCGCCACUGCUAGGGUAGUGCUGGCAAGGAUGCAGAAGAGUGGAGACUCCCAGCAGGUUCAGCGUCGGGAGGGCUUGACGAUGGAGGACGGGGAGGACUUUGCAGAGAAGGAAGUGGAAGAUGAUCAACGUUGGUGGAACCCCUUGAAGAGGUUACUAGUAGUACUACAGGGAAAAGGUGACGGCAGGGCAGGGGGACGGAAUGGUCCUCGACGAGAGCAGCUCAGUUUUGCAGGCAGCGAAGACCCUGAGGAGGAGGAUUCAUCCGUGGGCUCAUUCAUUCAAGACGUGGCAUCACGGAUUUCUGUGAUUGUAGGCAGGAGACAAGAAGAAGAGGAAGACGGAGGCGGAGGAGGAGGAGGAGGAGGAGGAGCAGGAGUUGAGGAUUACGAUGGUGCAAUAGAGGAGGAAAAUUAUGAAAGAGUCGGUGGUCAAGGAAGAAAGGCAUUGACUUCGGCCAUCAAUGUCGGGGAUGGCCGGGCUGGACAGGGUGGUAUCUCUUCCGCAUUGAAGGGUAGACGAGGAGAGCGAGGAGCGGGCGGAGGACAGGCAGUGAGAGGAGGUCAAAGAGUUCUCUGGAGAAGAAGAGAGAGCAGGGAGGAAGGCUCAGAAAAACGUGGCACAGCCAGUGCAAAUCCGCGUGUUUCACAAGGCGAGGAGCGGGUAGGGGAAGAUGAAGACGAGGAUUUGCUCGGAGCUGGAUGGAAAGAUGCCUUGACUGCUAGUGGAGCUAAUUUUCCUAGCCAGCGAGAAAGAAGCGAGCGGGCGUGGACAAGUGGGUCGGCGACAAGAACAGGUGGCGGUACCAGAGAUUCGGUGAGUACUGCACCUCCUGCUCAACUGGGACGUCGCCCCGAUGAUACUAUUUAUUAUCCGGAAGAUAUACCAUCUUCUAAUGGAAGUGGGGGGAAAGUAGGAGAUCGGGAGCAACUUCAAAAAGGUUGGCAGACCCCAGAGUACAGGGGGGUAAAUACAGGAUACACAGACUCUGAGGUGAAUACAGAUGCGCUUGACAAAUCGUACGUGCAUGAUCGUGGAGGAAGGGGUACUCAACUGCGAAGGCCACAAGGUCAACGCCGCAGUGCCAAGCAGUCUCGACUUGGAUCACUUGGAGGCCCCACCAAUCCUGCUGGCCAGGCCAAUCAUCGAACAGGAGAUUCAGGAGUAUCUCAAGCUGAGAACUUGCGGGCCCCUUUGGGGCAGUUCGAAAAGGACUUGGGGGACCCAUUGGAGGAGUUCCAGGAUGGGAGUGUGGUGUGGCGGAGGGAUUUUGAUGGCGUAUGGAAUGGUGCGGACAGCACGCAAAUCGGACAACGCCAUGAAGGGAGCCCCAGGGUGAGUGGAAACCAUGUUGAUGAUGCCAUCCCCGCGAUCAAGUCCACAGAGCAAAGGGUUGCAGAAGGGCAAGCAUCAUCUCUUCCUGGCAAGGCCAAAGUAAAAGACAAGGUCAGGGUUGGUCCUUUGGAGAGUCAACAGCAGGAGAGGGAGAUCAGAGGGCGCGUGGGAAGCAAUGGCAAUGAAAAGGGGAAAGGAAUGAAUGACUCUGAGUUGGAGAGAUCAGCAGUGCGUCCAUCAGGUCUGGACAGGGCAUGGGCAGGAAGGUCCACAGUUGCUGGUGCAGAUCUGACGAUGGGGUCGGAGGAGUUAUCCUUGAGAGAACGCAGUGGUCAUUUGAUUGACAAUCCGUUGGUGCAUGAGAUGAUUGGCCAUGAAAAAUGGCCUCAGGGGGCAGUCGAGUCGCAUGACUUGGGUUCGAAGGGUUUCCUUGAUGAUGAUCCUGACCGCGUGUCCACUAUUAGCAGACAAAUGCUCUCUUCUGACGAUGCAGUCGGCAAUCAUACUUCCAUGACAGUGAUGAUGCCAAGCAGGAACAGUAUUCGUAACCAUCUGGCUGAAGAAGAACUGCCUUCAGACGCAGGACACGAAACUGCUGGAAAACCCAAAGCCGCGAGCGAGGAGUGGAAAGUCCAUGGCAGUUCAGCUCAUGAGGAGGUUUCUGCUAUAGGUGGGGAGAUGGAGGAACAAAAGGAAGACUCAGAGCCCCAAAUGCAACUCUCACAAGAGAAGAUAGUAUACCAAUCGGCUGUUUUUGGAGUGCUGCAAACGCUUCUUUGGAGUGCAGAAACCAAAACUUGGGAAUCGUAAGAGGACAGGACCUGGUGAAGUGUGAAACGGACGAGCAAUGCGGACUCGAGGAGGUGCACUGAUUGCGAAUGGGUGAAAUUAAUGCGGGUGAGUUCCCUGUGACUAUGUGCCUGUGCUCUCUUUCCGUGUGCCCCAACACUCUCAAAGGGUCAUCUGUGUCUCUGUGUGCAACUGCCGCGCAGAACUCCUCAUAAAAUAUGCAGUACAAGUUGGGCCCGUGUGAUCAGCUCCCAAAAUAUCCGAAGCAAGGAGUUGGAGGGUCCAGAUGCACAGAGACAUCCUGAUCAGAGGUCUACAACCAAAGGGGGGUGGCGCACCAUAGUUCCCGCAGCGCACCACACCACACACCUGGGCACACACAUCAAUGCGGGGGGAGUGUGCCAGCGCUCUUGCACCGGGCACAGGUCAUCGCACGGGUGCGCUGCGAGGAAUAUGGCUUUCCGUGCUGAUGAUCUGAGCUGACUACUAUUUAAUGUUCAAGCUGUAAGCGGACAAUCGCAUUGCCCAGUCUGAUAACAAUGGUGAAUUCCAAGGAGAGGAGCUAACUUUGUGUGUACUUCGUGGAGUAGGGCCGUUGGUGGGGAGUUUGGACUCCGGAGCGGAUAAUUUCACAAGUAACAAAAUCAAACCCUUCAGCUUUCCAGUUGUGCUUCAGCCUAUUGAAGUCACAGCGCCAACGCAAUGGCAAUGAUCAAAGUCGCCAUGAUUACAUUACCAAGAUGUCACAAGUUGCAACACCUUCGUUGUUGUCACGGUUCUGCAAGUGCAGAAAUUAUGAACUUCAGGAUCUUUAUUUUUUUAGAGAUAUACACGCAAAGCCGCCGAACUGUGCAAGACAUACAUGAGAUGUAGUAGUAGGAGAGUUCCCUUUCAACUGGUCCAGCCCUUGGGGAAGGUCUAUUUGGGACAUCUCAGGGAAUUUAUGUGGUACAGUCCUUGGCGAAGGUCUAUUUGGGACAUCUCAGGGAAUUUAUGUGGGACAUCCUGGAGGGUCUAUUUGGGACAUCUCAGGGAAUUUAUGUGGGACAUCCUGGAGGGUCUAUGUGGGACAUCUCAGGGAAUUUAUGUGGGACAUCCUGAUAACCUGCCAGGCAUGACUGGAUGAUUAAGAGUGAGGUAGUUUCUGUAGAUAGUUGAAAGACGAAGCCCGUGUAAGGAAAAAUUUAAAAUUUGAACUCGGGACGUCGGACCUGCAAGCAAGAGGACCACUUCAACCUCAGAAGAGAGGACUGGUGUUCGAGGGCAGGCGAAUUGGAUAAAGGAGCGAAGGGGAAAUUUCGAUGACGUACCAGGCCGACCUCAGGUAACUCCGAGUCAUAUCGACAAUAUGCUGGGUAGAGUUUAAAUGGAACAUGACCCGAUCGAGAAACGCAUAUUGGCUGAUGGAGAACUGCACACGGGUGAUGAGCAGCCUGAUGGUGCUGUCAGGAACAGAAAUUGGAAGUGGAAAUGGGAAGUGGAAAUGGCAAGCCGAUGCAAUAUGGCACCAACGUGGGGGAAGGAGCCGCAGUUAUACAAUAAGAUAACAUUGUCAAGAACUUAAAAUAUGAUCGAUCAUAAAGCAGAUAAAGUGCUAUUUAGUAU
Chara braunii is the source of this 7024-nucleotide messenger RNA. NCBI's taxonomy places the organism in Eukaryota, Viridiplantae, Streptophyta, Charophyceae, Charales, Characeae. The record is from the annotation of a GenBank genome assembly.